Molecule: messenger RNA, 387 nt
Organism: Stylonychia lemnae
Lineage: Eukaryota; Ciliophora; Spirotrichea; Sporadotrichida; Oxytrichidae
Source: the annotation of a GenBank genome assembly
AUGAACAGAAACAACAACUCAUCUUCAAAAAUGAGUGGAGCAUCUUCCAACUAUUCCCCAAUGUAAAACCUCAGUCACUAAGGAGUUAUUUCACCUACCAAAGAGUUCUAUUAGGUCUUCUAAAUGAUGAUGAAUAUUCAAUAAGAUAGACCCAAAAUCUCCAAUUUUAGUACAUAGAACAACAAAUCACAAACUGAAUAAGAUGAAGAGGAACUGCAGCUAUACUUCGAGAAUAUGGCUAUAGAAGAGAGCUAGAAUGAAUUUGACAGUGAUUCAUUUCAGAGUGACAACGAGUAUUUCUCAAGCUUUGAGGAUACUAAGCACAAGUAUACUGAUUUGGGCUAUGGCAAAAUCGAUCCUAACUCAUACAGUUCUGAUGACUAUUGA